GUGAGCGCGAUUGGCGUAAGUUCCAUGAAAACGCGGGGCAAAAGCGACUCCGCGUAGGGUUAUUUUUCCACACGUGUUCCGUCUACCGAGCAGUUUACAUCGUAGGAUAUUGUACGGGUCUCGUUCGUUGUUUUAUCUAAAAAACUCUUCUACAAGCGCCGCGAGUGUUUUUAAAUAGAAAACAGUUUUAGAAAAAUCUUUUUUUUCGACAUCCCUCAUUGUUUGACCAUGGGUUAAACGCGAACUACCGCGUUAUUUUUCAAAUGAUUUCAGUGAACAGAGAUUUUUUUUAAUGACCGACUACGUCACCUCACGUAAGUGCUUCAAACCUCUUAUAUACGUAUUUGUUUCUUGGUUGGUUACUGCAUACUUCAAACUUAAGAAUAGUCUUUUUCCGGACCGGACUUAUUAGAUGUCAGAAAUUAGUUAUUGGGGUGUCGGCAGCGAGUGCUAGACCGCAGAGAUGGUUUGGUUAGUACAUCGGUAGGCCAAAAACGGAAGGGCUGAAGAGUGCCCUGGCCCGACUUCGGCAGAGGACCUCUGGACAGUCCCACGAAAACCACACAGAUACCGCUCAUCAAAAUGCUAACGUUGGUGGUGGCUGUACUCCGGCCAACGCUGAUGUCAGUGGCACAAGCAAACACCGAGUGGCGGUUCUCGUAAGGAAGUCGGCGCCGGGAUCUCCAACGCCGUCGUCGGCUUCCAGCUAUGGAACAGCGUCACCAGGCAAUGAUCUCAUCGCCAGCGCGUCCAGCGCUCUUCGCCGAUUGCACUUCAAGUCUGCCGGCGCCCGCCGCAUGCUCAACCGAUCCAAGGCGCAAUCACAACAGACAUCCCCCGUCCCUAAAGUCAAAGUGAUCGGUUCUGGUUCAAUAUCAAUUGAAUCGUCAGCUACUGUCAACACUAGUACCGAUUCCUCUGUAGUCACUAUGACCACUGUCACAGACGACACAGAACACGAGGAGAGCGUCGACAACCCGUACGUAGAAUCUAAAAUGAGGAUCACUCCUAAUUUACUCGAUGAAGUAUUAAACGGAACUCAGUCUUCAUCAUCUGCUGAAAAAGACGACGAGUUCUACAGCGCGUCUAGCACAGAAGAACCGCCAAGAGAUGAUCCUAAAGUCGUGUUCACCGUCCAAGAUACCGCACCCGAGGAAUAUGACGACAGUUCCCUGGCUUUCCUCCAGUACACCGCACUGCCCACUAACCAUCGCAACAACAAUAACAACAACAACAACAACAACAACAAUAAUGACAAUAACAAAAACAACAAUUUCAACAGCGGCACUGUUGAUAACACGACGACGGUGGAAGACUUCAAACCGGCCGACAAAAACCAAAAUGCCGAUGACGACGCUGACAAUACUUUGGAAUGGCGAAACAUCAUGAAACGACAAGCACUACUAGAAAACCUACACCGUAACACCAUAAUAACUAAUAGAAGACUGAAGUUACUCUCGAGAAGGUAUGCCAAAAGUCGAUUCGAGGAAGACAGAACCCGAAUGGAAAUCGGCCGCAACUCCUCUGGAUUCGCAGCCGAACAAAUGACAAUCGACAGUGAAGACUCUUUUCAGGCGGACAACGGAUCUCCUCCUGUACCGUCAUCACCAACCGGCGUGUCAGGGUCACCUAGUGGUGAUAAUACAUCAUCACCAAAAAAACCAAAACAACACUUCACGUUUCCCACAUUGAAUGAAUCCGAAGAGCAAACAGAUCGAACAGAACCCAAGAGGCGACCGUCGGCCGUGUUCGCUCGUACUCCAGACUGGAACAAAAACCGUAGGAGCUCAGCUGUGCUGUUGGACGCAUUGAUAAUAAACAAGAGUCAGUCAGCUGCUGUGGUCAUGUCGGACACGGGACAAGUGGCCACAAUUGUCGUGCAACAGCCAUCGCUCUCCGGCAAUUCACCCGAACAUGGUCUCGACGGAUGCCAAACUGGCCCGGUUGAAUUACCAAUUGAUUUCAACCGGUGGGCUGAUUGUUUAAGUACACAACAAUACUGCGAUUUUCAAAUGAAGUAUGGGAGUCCUCACCAUUGUCGGUCACAAAGUGUACGAACAUCUGGUAGUAAGAGUACAGUACAACUACAAUUGGGACCAAAUGGAAUACCGAAAAAUCGUUCCAAUCAGUUAACAUUGCCUCAGCAAAGAUCAAGAGUAGCAAGUAUGCCAAAUACAGGCGUAGAAGAAGAGUAUUAUAGAAUACGGCAGUUCACUAUAACUGGAAAAGGUAUUAUAAAUCGAGGAGAUUCGUUGAAAAGUCGUAGGUCCAAGUCAAAUAACAGCGUUGCAUCGAGUAAUUCAAGCACUGAGCACUUAACAGCCACAAACUGCACUGUCAUUGGAGUUGGUAUUGGCGGUUCAUAUCCUGGAUCGGCUAGAACCAGCGCUGGAACCUCUUUGGCAUCUUCAAGGGAAUCUAGUUGUGCUAGUUGUCCAGGAAUUACUCAACCUUUCCGAAUCGCAAUGAUUGGCGCUACUGGCGUUGGAAAAACAUCUCUUGUGUGUCAAUUCAUGACAUCUGAAUCAUUGCAUAUUUACGACGCAUCUAUCGACGAAGACGGUGAAAAAUCAGUUUCAGUGUUAUUAGAUGGCGAAGAAUCUGAAUUAAUAUUCUUAGACAAAUCAAACACGCCUACUGAUUGCAACGAUGUAUUUGAAGAAACGCCUCAUGCCUAUUGCGUUGUUUACUCCAGAAAUGAUUGGGAUAGUUUCAAACAAGCUGAAGAAUGGCUUCAAACUCUAUGGAAAGCUGAUUUGGUCAGAAAUAAAGCUGUGAUAUUGGUUGGUAACAAAAAUGACAUUGUAAGACCGAACGUUGUAUCAUCGGGAGUUGGCAAGCAAAUGGCCACCCGGUAUGAUUGUAAAUUUAUCGAAACAUCCGUGAUCAUCAACUACAAUGUAGACGAGCUUUUGGUUGGCAUACUCACACAGAUUCGCCUAAAAUUAGACCAGCCACCAGACUUAAGUACUCACAAAUUCGUGUCCAUGCGAAAGAGAUCCAAAUCGCCACUAACCAACUGUGGCCCUACGUUCAAAAAGUAUCGAGGUUCCCGAACGUCUACCAGCCUCAGGGUGAAAGGACUUCUAAGCAAAGUAUGGGCAAGGGAUUCUAAAUCCAAAUCGUGUGAAAACUUACACGUGUUGUAGUCACCUUACCUGAAAGAUAGCCCCACGAGGAAUACAUUUUUUCACAAUGAAACUAACUAUUAAGUUGUUUGUAUUUUUCUCUAUCGUACAUAAUUUAUUACAUGUUAAAACCAUUUUCUACAAUUAUGUGCUCUAUAUGAAGAAACGCUAGUAUAGUUUUUAUCUAUACGUCCUUAUAACCAAUUAUAAAAUACAUGUAAAUUAUAUUAAAAAGAUAAACAAUAAUAACAUUAUAAUUAUUGUACAGAUAUGUAAAUGUUUGUAUCCGAUUGAAAAAACUCUAUACUAAUUUUUGAACACAAAUAGCGAUUAUUUUUAAGUGGUUAAAAACAUAUCAACAUUUCUAUAGACUAUCGACAUUAUUUAGCGCUAUUUUAACUGGAAUUAAGUCUAUGUAAUUAAAAUGACUAAAUGUGAUACAAAAGUAUAUUUAAAUGGUACAAACUCAAUUCGUUAUUAACGAGUGACGAGGAAUAAUGUUGACUUAGGUAAUAUUUUUAACAUUUUACCUUGACAAUCAUGUAUAAAUUUAAAUCAAAGUCACAACUGCAGUGACAGGAGAUCUAAUUUUCUAGAUAUGUAGAUGUGUUGAAUCUUACUUGAUAUAAUUAUGAAACGGUUUUCACUGGAAUCGAUAGCAGAUUAGGUUGUGAUCAUGUAGAGAACUUUUUGUACCCAAAUUACGUUAACUAUCCCAAAUCCAUUUUCCAUUGUACCGUUGAUUAUUUAAGAAGUUAGAUUUUAAUAUCAGCCACUUUUAUCGCUAUAAUUACAUUGUUUUAACACAUUUUUUAAAAUAAAUUAUUUAUCUAUUUGUGUUAAAUACUAGUAUUACUAUUAAGUCUAAAUAAUAUAUAUUUUAAAUGAUAUUAUUAUUAUUCCACGUUUGGUUUUGUAUUGUUUUUUAAAAGUCAAAAUGUAUUUGUAUUCAAUUUUUAUUGUUAUUGUUUUUACUUUUCAGUCAUUAUUUUGACAAUAAUGAUGAUGGUUUAAAGGGACCAUUACUGUCAUUAUUAUUGCGAUUACGUUUGGAAUAGUUCUUGACGUUUUCACAAUGAAUUGUCAUUAGGACGAGUUUGAUACAAAUAUUUGAUUUUUUUUUUGUAAUGAUUUGCCAUCAGCAGAAUCGGGGACCAUGUAGUAUUGUUAGGAAGUAGUAACGCGCAAAUCAACGUCUUAAAUAGAGCAUCAGGCUGAUUUUGACGUUUUUUUGUGUCGUAAGAGUAGUGUUUUUAACAAUUUAACUAUAGAAAGUAAAUUAACUAUCAACAAAAUAUAAAAUUAAGUAAUUUAUAAGUACACCACUUUUGCUACAAAUUUCAAGAUUUUAAUUAAAACCGUUUAGUAAACGGUACAAAGAUUUUAUUUCUUUUUUUUUUAGAUUUAUUUUUAAUAUUAUACCUCGACAAUUAAAUAACUACAAUAGACGUAACAAUUCUAUUAACUUGAAAGCUAAUUGUUGAAAAAUGAUUUAUAUUUAACUAAAUCAUGCUUUUAUACUUCAAAAUUAAAUAUAUAAAUUAUUGUAUAUUAUUGUUAAAUAUAUAGAAAAGUCCAAACAUAAAUAUUUAAAGAAAUUAACAAUAAAUAUUGGUAAUACGUGUAUCGAACCUCUAGCUAUUAAUAUCAAAAGUUACUUAAAAAAGUUUGUAGGCAAUUUUUAUUAUUUAUAUUUUUAAAAAUUGUAUUGCUCCAAAAGCAUCUGUCAAUAAUUCUGAAAACUGAUAACUAAAUUUGUAUUGGCAAUAAAUUACUGUUUCCCAAUUUGAAAAAAGUUCAUUCCUCUUGUAAUCGUUCAAAAAGUUGUAACUAACAAUUCCAAUCUAUUAACCAAAAUCAAUAAUUAUCCCAUAAUUUUACAUUAUUACAUAUUACUUGAAAAUUGUUUGUGCUAAUGUUAAAUGCAAAAUUGCUCCACUACGUGAGCUCAUAAUUAUCUUAAAGGGUAUACAUGUAUAUUACAUUUUUUUUAUACAUAAUUUCAUUAUAAAUAAUUUAUUAAUUGAUUUCGUUAUUUGUUAAGAAGUAAGACUUGGUAAUAAUAUUGUAUUUUGUCAAAUUUAAAUCAUCUGCGGUCAAAACAAAGUAUAUAUAUGUAGAAGUAUACUACUGAAUUUAAAUGUACAUUUCGGUUAAUUUUAGUCAUUGGUUUUCAAUAAUAGAAUACAAAUAUUUGUAAGAUUUUUGUUCAUAUCACAAGUAUAAAUAAUUUUGUUUAAUGCACAUAUCAAAAGCCUUCCAUUUUUCCGCAUUCUUUUUUUCAUAUUAGAACAAAUAAGUUUUAUUAGAACCCUAACUGUCAUUGACUUAUUAUUCCAUAACACCCAAGGCUUCAAAUUUUUUUAGGCUUUGGGAUCUGUAAUGUUUGAUGUUAUCUAGAAACGGUUUUUUUUAUUAUAUUCUAUACUAUUUUUAACAUUUUUUUUUGUAUUGAUGAAGACGACACGGUCGUUCAUACAGUUCGGAGUAUCGGGUAUCAAGUAGUUUAAGAAAACGCAUAAAAUUGCAAAAAUAGUAUAUGUAAAAUAUAAUAUAAUUAAUAAACAUUUUCUUUAACGAAUCAUUGUGUUAAAUAUUGAUAAUUACAGUAGUUUAUAAUUAAGUAAAAUUACGGUUUUAUAAUAGUAAUCAUGCCAAUUAUUUUAAAUACUAUUAUUAUUUUAAUAUAAUAGUAUUCAUUAUUGUAAAAAAAUAUUAUUACUCAGAUGUGUAUUAACCUUUUUAUAAAAUAGAUUUUAUUUGAAAUGUGCAUUGUCAUUAAUAAGAAGAUAGUUUUAUUAUCGAGUUAUAAACCUGUUUAUUUUAUUGAUUUUUCCAAGGAAAAAUAGUAUUUUUAUUGUAUAGUACUAUAUUAGGUGAUUAUCGUUAUGCGAAAAAUUAUGUAAAUAAUUAAAAGUAAUAAGGCCGUUAAUAAAACUUAAGUUUAUUGUAAGAAAAAUGUAUUAUUUUCUAAAAUUAGACGUGUAACAUUUGGUAGAAAAAUGUCAUUGCUUCCAAUUUUAAUUUCAUUAUUAAAAUGUACAAUAUUAAUAAGAAUAAACUCAAUCAUAUUUUUUAAAAGUAAAAUAAAAUUCUCACACAGGGAUAAUAUUUAUUUCCAAUCGUAGUAACAAAACUAGAGAUAAGUGUUGAAUUAAAUUGUUUUCAAUAAACAGUGUAUUUUACUAUGAUUUGAAUAGCAUAUCACACAAAAUUGAAAUUUAUUUACAAAAUCUUAUAGAACAACGCUAUAAAUAAUGUAAAUGUGUACAACAAGUGGCGCAACUAUUAAACAAUUUCAAGGGGUUAUUACAUGUUAUUUGCUCAUCAAAAAUUGUUUACUCUGCAUAGCUAUUUGAAAAAAUUCGAAUAAACAAAAUAAAUGUUAUCGCGUAUAAAAUAUCCAAACAUCACUAAUCAUUUAAUGAGUUAUAACGCCCCUAACACCGCUCAGAUUGCGUCACUGUGAAAUACAUUUUUUUAACUGUAACAUUUAUUCGUGGUUGACUAGUUUUGAGGAAUAACAGCACUGCAAAAGACGAUAUCUCAAAUUAAAUACUUGUAUUUCAAACAAAGUACCUCAAUCCUCACUUUCCUACUUAAAUUCCUCAAAAAAGAACGCUAUUAUUUAAUCGUUUCUUCUUCUUACGCUAGAUUAAUUUUAAAGAAUAAGAAAUUGAAAUAACUUUUUUGGAAAAAAAUUCUUGAAUCUAUUCCCCAGUAAACUUUUUAUUUGCGUACAACCACAUUAACUUGAAAAAUAUUAUGACAAAAACGUCCGGGCACAUACUUUUAUCGUUAGAAUAACCUUAAAGAACUUUAAAUAAUAAUAUUAUUAUUGUAUUCAAGUUAUUCAUGUUGAUUACAGUGCAUAAGUUAAAGAUUACAUGUUUUUUAAGUAGAAAAAUUAAUGACCAGAAACAAAAAGUCAAAUCUUUUUUUAUUGAUUUACUUAUAUUAAGUAAGCAUAAUAAAAUGUAACUUUAAAAAUAUUCAAUUAUAAUAUUCUACAUUUAUACAAAUGUGUAUUAAAAUAUGUAAAAAAUUAUUAUUUCUUAAGAGUGCACAAAUGUUUAGUAUUAU
Messenger RNA from Daktulosphaira vitifoliae (grape phylloxera), 7211 nucleotides. RefSeq names its product phosphatidylinositol 3-kinase 2-like. The transcript is spliced from 11 exons. Lineage: Eukaryota; Metazoa; Arthropoda; Insecta; Hemiptera; Phylloxeridae. Gene Ontology annotation, molecular function: calcium channel regulator activity; GTPase activity; GTP binding. The coding region runs from base 798 to 3149 and encodes 783 amino acids. Gene Ontology annotation, cellular component: plasma membrane. The record is from RefSeq and is a predicted model, not a curated record.